CUGCAGCUCCUCUGGGGUGACUAAUAACAUUGUCUUGGGAUAAAAGCACAUUGAGCUGUUUACAGAGAGACGCGUACAUUAUAAAAGGAGGAUGGCUGGCCUGUGGCAGCAGUACAGGCGAACAGCGCUGCAGUGAGGCACGCAGCUCGCGAUUUCAUUCCGCUGUUCACUUCAGCGCAUUUAACUUAGAACCUGCCGAUACUCAUUCCGUAAGGAAAGGAAUACUAUCCGACUAGAAAACCCUGAUUUCUCCUGGAGAAUGGACUUUAACGUGUUCUUUUCCCUGCUCCCUCUGUUGUGGGGACUGCACUUUUCAACAGGUUACCCCCUUGCGGGUGCAGCAGUGACCAGCUCUCCAGGCUCCUCUGCCAGCCAAGUUUCCAGCUCGAUUGCCCGCCGGCUCAGCCGCACCAAGCGCUGUUCCUGCUCCUCUUUUCUGGACAAGGAAUGCAUCUACUUCUGCCAUUUGGAUAUCAUCUGGAUCAACACACCCGAGAGGGUUGUCCCGUAUGGACUGGGCAGUGUCCCUCGGGCCAAACGGUCCCUGAAGGAAAAUUUGUCAGCGCUGGGGCGCCGGGGGCGCCGGUGUGAAUGUGGAAGCCGAGAUGACAGCGUGUGCUACCAAUUCUGUGAAGAUGAGCAACAGACACCAAGAUUUUCAGUCAAAGUUAAAGUACAAAAGCAGAACACAGUAGAAGCUUCAGAUAGAACGGACCAUAACAAACCAAAAUGCACAGGACUGAAAUGUGUUUAUCAUCUCCUUAACACCAUUAAAAGGUUGGAGUCAGCAAACAGCAAACAUUUACCUACAUCAAUGAAAUGGAUAUACAGAAUAAGGAAAGUAAGACAAGACAGUCACGAUAAACUGAAGAGAUUCCCGGUUUCCAUGGCAAGCCCUGUGGCACAAUGCAGGGAUUGCAAGCGCUGACAAACUGCCAGUUAACCAAAGCAAAGAAAACAGCACGUGUUGGCUGCUUCCACGGAAUGGAUUGCCAUUCUGUACUGGCAAGGGACCAGGGAUUGACACUUCAGUGAAGAGCUUGCCAAAACUGUUGGAGGCCAAGCUACAGCCUAGCGUAUGAAAGAAAGACUGACCAGCUGAAUGGAAAUUAAAACAAGACACCUUUUAAGAUGAAACAAAUUUGACUUAAAGUAAAUAAUAUGAUGAAACUCUGCAAUUCAUGCUCACAAACUACAGAAUGGAUGUUGGUUUACCAAAAUGGGCUGAGAUGCAUUUAACAGACUAAACCAAAGAGUUCUCGAACUGAGGAAUGCUGGAAAUCUGAAACAAAAACAGAAAUUGCAAGAGAAACCCAUCAGGUCUGAAAUCAUCUGUGGAGAGAAAGAAAAGUCAAUACUUUGGU
Messenger RNA from Chiloscyllium plagiosum (whitespotted bambooshark), 1364 nucleotides. It is a transcript of the gene edn1, whose product is annotated as endothelin 1. Gene Ontology annotation, molecular function: hormone activity; endothelin B receptor binding. Gene Ontology annotation, cellular component: extracellular region. Gene Ontology annotation, biological process: vein smooth muscle contraction; intracellular calcium ion homeostasis; regulation of systemic arterial blood pressure by endothelin. The record is from RefSeq and is a predicted model, not a curated record. NCBI's taxonomy places the organism in Eukaryota, Metazoa, Chordata, Chondrichthyes, Orectolobiformes, Hemiscylliidae.